Messenger RNA from Prunus dulcis (almond), 612 nucleotides. RefSeq lists its product as uncharacterized. The transcript has 2 exons. The record is from RefSeq and is a predicted model, not a curated record. NCBI's taxonomy places the organism in Eukaryota, Viridiplantae, Streptophyta, Magnoliopsida, Rosales, Rosaceae. The annotation marks the transcript as partial.
AUGUUGGCGUAUGGAGCAUCUGCUGAUCAGGUGGAUGAGAUUGCCCGGAUGGGGAAGUCCACUACGUUGGAGGCUUUGGUAAGAUUUUGUCAAGCAGUUGAAACUCUGUACACUAGGGACUACCUGCGUAGACCUACUCCCAGGGACCUCCAACGGCUUCUACAAAAAGCCGAAGCUCGAGGAUUUCCAGGAAUGAUUGGUAGCAUUGACUGCAUGCACUGGCAAUGGAAGAAUUGCCCAACUGCCUGGCAAGGAUCCCAAAAUGACCUCAACGUGCUGGGUCAAUCCCCGGUCUUCAACGAUGUAUUGAGAGGCCAGGGCCCCAAUAUCACCUAUCAAGUCAACAAUACAGUGUACCAGACGGGGUAUUAUCUAGUUGACGGCAUCUACCCGAGGUGGACCACUUUUGUCAAAUCCAUUCCGAAUCCCCGAUCCCAGAAGCAAAAAUUAUUUGCUACCUAUCAAGAAGGAUACAUGAAAGAUGUCGAAAGGUGUUUUGGCAUCCUUCAAGCUCGGUGGUUGAUUAUUCGAGGUGCGGCCCAUAUGUUUGAUGAGGAGAUCCUCAGAAGCAUUAUGAUGACUUGCAUCAUCCUCCAUAAUAUGAUUGUGGAG